UCAUAUGAUAGAAUGUUUUAAAUUUAAUUUAAAAUUAAGUCAUCCAAAUAAAAUUAGAGGGAAUGACAAGUAAAGACUCUAGAAUAAAAUCAAAUUAGGAUUUCUUUUAACAUAAACAUUUCAAAUUUAAUAUAUAUAUAUAUAUAUAUAUAUUUUAAUGUUUCAGUGGUAAAGUUUUCAAUUCAGUAUUAACUUCUUAACGAGGUCCUACCUUGUCAUUCUCCCAAUGAGUUAGCCCCUCCACCUCCAAAGCAGAAUUCAGAACGUUAGAACUUCGAAGUCGAAGGCUCGUCUCACUGUGACACGAGUUGAAAUAAUCUUCCUUCCAUUGAACCUUCAAGUCCUCAUCUCUUUCACUUUCAGCCGAAACACUGAAAUAGGGCAUUUCACGAGAAUGAGUUUGCAUCGCUGUGUAGAAGUGCAUUUUCUCAAAUUAAACUCCACUCAUUGUUAUAAUCUGAGGAAUUGGUCCAGAUCCUUUCUUUCUCUGUUCUCCACUGUUGUUUCUUCCCCAACUGAAGCCUCAGCCGAACACAUUUCCAUCAUUGAUUACCUCAACACCAACGUCAGACUCUCCAAAGCUCAAUCCGUCUACAUCUCGAAACGACUUUUUCAGGCUAGGUGCCCUCAGCAUCCAUGGACAGUGCUUCAUUAUUUUAAACAGAUUGGCCUUUCUGAAUCGCAGAUUCAGUCUAUGAUUGGUCUUCAACCCCCAAUAUUGUUCUCCCGUGUCGAUGAGAACCUGAAACCGAAAAUUGAGUAUCUUCAGCUUCUAGGGUUUCAGUGUUCUGAGUUGGGUAAGCUUCUAUCAAAGAAUGCAACUCUUUUGACGCGUAGUUUGAAUAAAACGUUGGUGCCAUCUGUGGAAGCUUUCAGGAAAAUUGUUAAUAAAGAGAAAGAUUUGAUUAAGUUGCUUCACAGAAAUGGGAAUUGGAUAAUCCCGAACCACCAAAAGGUUUUGCGCAAUGCUGCUUUCUUACAGAGUUGUGGGAUCGUUGGGUCUCAGCUUUCCUUUUUACUUACAACUCAAGGUCGCCUUUUUGUUCAACAAGAGUCUCUGCUUCAAAACUAUGUUUCACGGGCUGUCAACAUGGGUUUCUCCAUAAACUCAAGAAUGUUGGUAUAUGCGCUUCGGGUAAUUUAUAGUUUGAGCAUUGUUAAGUUUGACAGGAAGUUGGAGUUAAUUCAGAGUUGCGGGUUUUCCAAAGAUGAGACCAUGCGAAUCUUCAGAAGAGCUCCCGCAUUGCUUCACCAAUCUGAGAAGAGGCUAAAAUUUGGAAUUGAUGUGUACUUGGAUAAAAUUAUGGUGCCUAGGUCACUACUGGUUAAGAACCCUGUGAUUUUGAUGUUGAGCAUGGAGAAAAGGGUGAUUCCUCGAUGGAGGGUACUCCAACUGCUAAUCUCAAAAAAAUUACUACCUGGUAUGAUUCCGAAUUUUCUUGCAGUGCUUAAAUUUCGGGAGGAUAAAUUCGUGGAGAAGUACAUUUCGGAGUUUAGAGAUAAUGAAAAGGCUUUAUUGGAGGCAUACAAGGGUCAUUGUCACGAAGAUGCUUCUACAUAAUAAUCAAGUAGUUCUGUUUCACAAGCUUGUCUGCUUGGAUCUUUGGACACUUCAGAAUAUUUUUUGAUUGUGGAGAGCAGAGAGGAAAGUAAUUAAAAUUUUCAUGCUGAUAUUCUUAUUAAUUUAGAUUUUAACACUUUUAACUCUAUAUUUGACUUUUAUAUUCUUAACUUUAAUGCUCUUCCUCAGCCGUACAUGCUUGAGGGGAACGUAGACAAAUUGGUCAUGAUUUAAUUUUGAAAAUCCUCUGUUGAAGCUACAAAUUUUGGAAAAGUCUCUCUCUUUUUCAUCUUUCUCUCAAAUAAAGUGAUAAUGAAGCUCUAUAUGCUCAACAUGUCUGAAUUUGGCUUGAAACAGAAUAGGGAAUGACAACUUGAGUGCACUUUAAUUGUCACAUUUCAACAUAGCAUGGCAAUAUUUCAGCCAGUAGCACUAAAACAAGUAGCCAUGAGAUUAUCUCCAAAUUUCCUUGAUCCUGUCCUCUCCAAGUAAGCAUGAUGUAGUCGUAUGUGUGGUGUGGUGAAUGAAGCAAAUAGGGCAAAGAAGCGUUCAAAGAGAGAAAUGAGAGUAUGGUAGGGUGUGAGAGAGCAUAUGAGAAAGGAGUUGAGAAAGUCAAAUAUGUAUUGUCUAUGUUAUAGUUGUGAGAAAGGAGUUGGAAAGUAAGCUGUAGAUUGUGUAAAUUAUAGUUUUGAUUGAGUAAUUAUUUUGUUUGGGCAAUAAA
Molecule: messenger RNA, 2282 nt
Organism: Prosopis cineraria
Lineage: Eukaryota; Viridiplantae; Streptophyta; Magnoliopsida; Fabales; Fabaceae
Exons: 2
Coding region: 395-1561 (388 amino acids)
Biological process (GO): chloroplast organization; regulation of DNA-templated transcription
Cellular component (GO): chloroplast
Molecular function (GO): double-stranded DNA binding
Source: RefSeq, a predicted model, not a curated record